This is a messenger RNA of Caenorhabditis sp. 36 PRJEB53466, 1932 nucleotides long. The record is from the annotation of a GenBank genome assembly. NCBI's taxonomy places the organism in Eukaryota, Metazoa, Nematoda, Chromadorea, Rhabditida, Rhabditidae.
AUGUCCUAUGCAGAUUUGAAACCAGGUGAUUCAGUAGUUUAAAAGAAAGCUUUGAUUAUAAAUGACUGACUGUUUCAGUAAAAUUCGAAGAGUACGCCAACGGAUUGCCGGACAGCUCUUAUCAAAAUGAUCCCUAUUAUCAACCGUAUCCGGUCGCAACCGAAAUCCUCGAGUACACCCAGCCCUAUCAACUUCAAAUGGAUCAACAUUCCAUACAUCACCCCGAGCAGCCACAGUCUCAACUUCAUUACUUUAUAAGUCAUGAGAACGAGGUGUGCGGUGCUCCUGUUCCUGCCCCUGCUCCUGCACCUGUUCCCGCCUCCACUCCCGCUCCAGCCACUGUGAUCUUCCGAAAACCGAAUGGAUCACCGACAAAACGAAGAUCCGAACGCGUCGAUAGGGAUAUCACGUCUUCCUCAGAAAUAAGCGAAGAACUUCAGAAUCAUUGGAUGCCGAUGACGUGGAUUGAACGCUCUUCUGACGAUCCGCAAGGUUAGCCUAAUAAAAUCCGAAACGUUUUGAGAACUUCAAAAUUUAGUCUUCAACUUUGUGUGUCUUUGGGAUCAAUGUGUGUCUGUCUCGUCGAGUAAGGACGAGUUUGUGCAGCACCUUUAUAGCCAUGUCAGCACCCUCGAGUCGCAUAUCGAGCUUAGACAAGCUGACAAAAUUGUGUGCAAGGUGCGAGGAUGCGGAAAGCAUCUUGAAGCCAUCGCUGAUCUCGGUCGGCACAUGUCCAUGCACAUAUUCCAGGUAAACCUGACUCUUCAGAUUGUUUCUGGAGCUCUACAUUUCAGGCCGAUUGCCAGCAGAAAGGGUCGGAGACUCUGAUAGAAAAAGAAGAGUACUCUGAGAUUGAAAGCUGUGGAUUUGAUCCAUGCACCAACAUAAAUUACGAUGGGGAAGAGCUGGUCUGUAUGUGGGAAUCUUGCGGACAACCGUUCACCUCUCUGACUGAUCUUUUUGAUCAUGUUGGUCAGCACAUCGACUCCGUAAGCGAUAUUGACCGGAUUGAGCACGACGGAAACAGUAAGCACGAGUUUGGCUCGGUUGCAAGCUAAAUAUGUAAAAUUUUCAGAAGGAGACAAGAAAAAUGUAUAUUUGUGCAAAUGGACAGGCUGCACGACAGUCAGUGAUUCGAAAUCGAAUCUCCGUCGUCACGCACGUCAUCACAGCGGCGAGAAAGUUCUGGCUUGCCCGUUCUGUGCGCGCUUCUUCUCCCGACGUGAUAAACUCUACGAUCAUUGCGUUCGUCGUACCAUUCUUAUGAACGACAGCGAAGAUCCGUUCCUCUGUAAACUGUGUCACAAGCGAUUCGGGACUGAGAAGGCGUUGUGCAUGCACGUGAGCCGGCAUCUGGCUGGACACACCUGUGGACUCUGCGGUUUGGCUGCUGGCUCUCGAGCUGAUAUUCAUCGACACCUCAUGUUGAAGCAUUCUCGACGCUCGAAGGACUUCAAAUGUGACGUGUGCAGCAAGUGGUUCUUCACAGAAGUGAGUUGCAAUCAACCAGAGACUGUCGAGCAUUGUACUUUUUCAGUCUGAAUUGAGUCGUCACGCCGUAUUCCAUUCGGAUGUCAUGUACAGUUGCAAGCAUUGCGAUGAGAAGUUCAAGUGGAAGAAACAACUUCUGAAGCACAUGAAAGAACACGAAGAGGUAAAUUUAAUUAUAAAUUUAGCCAUCUAAUAAAAAGAAAGGGUCAGAAUUUCAAUCCGACGCCGUACAUGUGCCAUAUCUGCGAGCGGUCCUACACAACCGGCUUCGCACUCGGACGCCAUCUGACGAAACAACAUCGACUCGACGUGCCGUACGGCUUCAGUAGGUUCACUUACAAGAAGUGCGCCGACGGACUGAUGCGUCUACAAACCAAGAAACUGCUGCGCGGUGAAUCAACGGAAGAGCACCAUACUCUUCCCUACAACCACAAUUACUAG